This is a messenger RNA of Xenopus laevis (African clawed frog), 2823 nucleotides long. It is a transcript of the gene klhl26.L, whose product is annotated as kelch like family member 26 L homeolog. The transcript is spliced from 6 exons. Lineage: Eukaryota; Metazoa; Chordata; Amphibia; Anura; Pipidae. The record is from RefSeq and is a predicted model, not a curated record. The coding region runs from base 516 to 2393 and encodes 625 amino acids.
GAGGCAUCUGUAGAGGGAGCAUGUGACCAGCUAAUCAGGAAGUCAUACUGCCUGUAAGGAGGAGGCAGUGAGACAGAUGAGGUGAGCAGGCAGCUCGAGUUGCAAGUACGUGUGUGGAGCUUAUGGAUCUCUUCACGGAUGCGCAGGAGCAGCAGCACAAAAAGCCGAACUUUAACGAAGAAGUUGGUUAUUUCAUUCUACUGCGCAUGCAUCUGCCCCAGGAAAUUCGAUGAAAGAAGAAGGAAGCCGAUUGCUCCAUGGUGCUCACUGAAAGAAUUCCCGGUUUUUCUCCUUAUAGGAGCACCAGCCCAGGGUGUGGGCUCUACCUGAGUGGCUUCCUACCUGGGAAACAUGGCGGAAUCCGGCAGAAGGGAAUUUGUCUCCAUCCGGCAGAGCAGAAUGGCUUUUUGGACGCAAUUCUUUCAUCAAGACCAUGAUGAGAUUUCUCUGGCCUGUAUAUGGGUAUACCAGGAUCCCAGUGGUUUCUUCCAGUUCUGACCUGAUGGUGUUGCUUGAUGUCUGACCACCGUGUUUCCAUUCUUCAGCCUUGCUGCCUUGUUUGUGCUUCUGCAAAAGAGCUUGGACAACACCUCUGGAAACAAUUGUCUACUACAAAAUUUCUGCUUGGUAUGGCAGAUAAGAGCAGCAGUGUGAAAUGCACCUUUUCUGCGCCCGGCCACAGCACUACUCUCUUACAAGGACUGACCGCAUUGCGUGCUCAGGGCCAGCUGCUCGAUGUCAUUCUUACAAUAAACAAUGAAGUGUUUCAAGUUCACAAAGUGGUCCUCGCAGCUUGUAGUGACUACUUCAGAGCAAUGUUCACUGGAGGGAUGAGGGAAUCAAAUCAAGAUGUUAUUGAGUUAAAAGGUGUCUCUUCCAGGGGACUUAGACACAUAAUUGACUUUGCAUAUAGUGCAGAAGUAACUCUUGAUCUAGACUGCAUUCAUGAUGUUUUAGGAGCUGCAGUAUUUCUUCAGAUGGUGCCAGUUGUGGAGCUUUGUGAAGAGUUUUUGAAGUCUGCAAUGAGCGUGGAAACUUGCUUGAAUAUUGGACAAAUGGCUACAACUUUUAGUUUGGCUUCUCUAAAAGAGUCUGUUGACUCCUUCACAUUCAAGCACUUUCUUAAGAUUGCUGAAGAAGAAGAUUUUCUUCAUUUGCCUUUGGAAAGAUUAGUUUUCUUUCUUCAAAGCAAUAAGUUAAAAAACUGCAAUGAAAUAGACUUAUUUCAUGCUGCAAUUCGUUGGCUGCAGUAUGACUAUUCCCGCCGAGCUAAUGCCAGCCACGUCCUUUGCCAUAUUCGUUUUCCAUUAAUGAAGUCUUCAGAAUUGGUGGACAGUGUUCAAACAGUAGAUAUAAUGGUGGAAGAUGCAUUAUGUAGGCACUAUCUUCUUGAAGCGUUCAACUACCAAAUAUUGCCAUUCCGGCAGCAUGAGAUGCAAUCUCCUAGAACGGUAAUUAGAUCCGAUGUCUUUUCACUCAUUACAUUUGGUGGCACGCCUUAUACAGAUAACGACAGAACAGUGAGCAACAAGGUGUACUACUUACCGGAUAUAUGUGCUCGACAAUUUAAGGACCUAAAUGAAAUGGAAAUAGGAUGCAGCCAUGCUUGUGUUGCAGUGCUCGAUAAUUUUGUCUAUGUUGUAGGUGGACAGCUUUUGCAAUACAGAAGUGGUGAGGGAGCUGUUGAUUGCUGUUUUCGCUAUGAUCCCCAUUUAAAUCAGUGGCUGCGCAUUCUGGCCAUGCAAGAAUGCAGAAUUCAAUUCCAGCUACAUGUUUUGAAUGGAAUGCUAUACGCCACUGGAGGGCGAAAUCGUUCUGGAAGUUUGGCAUCUGUGGAGAGGUACUGUCCAAAAAACAAUGAAUGGACCUAUGUUUGUUCUCUCAAACGAAGAACAUGGGGGCAUGCUGGUGCCACACUUGGUGGAAGACUCUAUAUAUCAGGAGGCUAUGGAGUAUCUGUUGAAGAUAAAAAAGCUCUUCAUUGUUACGAUCCUUCUGUAGAUCAGUGGGAGUUUAAAUCUCCGAUGAAUGAACCAAGAGUCCUGCAUGCAAUGGUUGAAACAAAAAAUAGAAUUUAUGCUCUUGGUGGACGGAUGGACCAUGUUGAUAGAUGUUUUGAUGUUUUGGCUGUUGAGUAUUAUGUUCCAGAGACGGACACGUGGACAACAGUGAGCCCAAUGAAAGCUGGGCAGUCUGAGGCAGGUUGCUGCCUGUUGGAUAAAAAGAUUUAUAUUGUAGGUGGCUACAACUGGCACUUAAACAAUGUUACUAGUAUUGUCCAAGUCUAUAAUACAGAAACCGACGAGUGGGAAAGGGACCUUCACUUUCCAGAAUCAUUUGCUGGAAUAGCAUGUGCAUCUGUCAUAUUACCACAAAUUAUAACUCUAAGGUAAUCAAAUAAGAAGUAAAAGGUACAAUUCUUCAAAUCUAUGACUAUUUUUUAUACUCAAGAUAUUGCACAUGAAAUGCUAAACAAAGUUUAUAUGAUGUGUGGUUCAAAUUCAAAUGUGUCUUACCUUAAGACAUUCAGUUACUUUGUGUGAACCUUUCAAAUUUAAUGAAGUGUAUGGGAGAGGAUCCCGUUUUGAGAACACACAGACUGACAUUUUUACAGUGUUUGAAGGAAAACUGCACAUCCUUGCAUUCAAGGAAGUUGACCUCCAAAAACCCUCCAACAGAAGAGGCUACACUUGAUAUUUAAAACUCUACCUGGUGCUUCAACUUGUAAACUUUUUGCUUUGUGUACUGGUAAGAUGUUUUGAGCUAGCCAACCAUGGAAAGAUCCAUAUGUUUAGCAAGGUUAAAAAUAAAAAGUGAAUCAUU